AUGUGGCUCCCAGCGGUAAUGGAUUUACGACUCCCAAUACUCUGUUUGCUGAUAGUGGCAGAAAUAUCCCAAUGCCUGCGGAAUGUCCGCGUCACGGUACCGACAGCCGUCCGGAAGGGUGAAUCGGCUCAGCUGCUCUGCGACUACGAGCUAGAGGACAAGGAGCGUCUGUACUCGAUCAAGUGGUACAAGGGAAAGCGCGAAUUCUACCGCUACACACCACAGGAGAAGCCAUCGAUGAAAGUUUUCACCGCCGUGGACGUUGAGCGAUCCCUGUCGAACGAAAGCAACGUUGUGAUUCGAGCGCUCGAAACGAACGUUUCGGGUAAGUACAGCUGCGAGGUGUCGGCCGAUGCGCCAUCCUUCCACACGAUGAUCGUGUCCGGUGAUAUGGAGGUCAUAGAACCACCGCCGGAAAAACCAUCCAUAACGGGUCUGCAGGGCCGAUACCGACCGGGGGAUAUCCUGCGGGGCAACUGCACCUCGGUUAACUCUAAACCACCGGCAAAUCUGACGUGGACGAUUAAUGACGCACCGAUUAUCCAACAGUACAUAAAACAGUACCGCCCCAUCAAAGACACUCACACCGGGCUCGAAACGUCCAUUCUUGGUAUUAACAUCCUCGUCGCCCACAGCCAUUUCAUCAAAGGCAAGCUAAAGCUGAACUGCCGUGCGACAAUACACCAAAUCUACGACGAGAGCAGUGAGUGGCACGUCGAGGAGGAUCGACCCCGAAUACUGGCCACGGGCUCAUCUGGAGGGCACAAUCUCAAUCAGUUGUAUCAAAACUCCGUCUACGAUGGCGAGGUGACCGAUCAGAGCGAUUCGCACUUAACCAUGAACGGAUACAAAGCGGACAAAUCGCCACCCUCAUCCUCGUCGGCCAGGAAGCAGGUCGGUGCGUACGUAAAGGUGGGCUGGAUCGCGUUCUACGUCUGCACGAUCUGCUCCGUGCUGCUGUACUCGUUGCGCGUCGGAAUAUCCUGACUGUACAAUCUGAAGGAGGUGAUCAAAAUCUAAGAAGAAGAGCGAUUCGAAGAAGCAGCAGAAAAAAAGGGAUCCCGAAUCGAAGCCACGCGGGGGAGUUGGGGAAUUCCAUUCAAUUUGUAGCGCUUCCUGAGUAAUGAAUGAGCGUUGGACGAUGAAUAAAUAAAUAGAUAUAAGGCUCAGGCGCUGGUGCGCCGUUUGGAAUGGCGCGUGGAAUCCUCAUCGCUUCGAGAAUGCCUUUCUAGGAGGGAAAUAGAAGAGAACAGAGAGCUUGAGUGAGCGGGAAAAGCGAGAAGGAAAGCGGAAUGGAGAAUUGCAUUCCGUGCAGGCAAAUCAAACUAAUAACGGUGUUAAGAAGUGGAAAGGAAUGCGCAGCAACACAGCGGCAGGUUGCGUAGGAAUGCGCUGCAUUUUCCGGUCGCCGGAACGCGAAUAGGCUCUUUCGUUCGUUGUUGUCGUAUUUUCUACACAUUUCGCUUGUUGAGUUAAGGAGCGUAGUCGCAAAAGGGUGGGCGAGAGAGGUUGGAAAAUGCCUAGUUUCCUGUACAUACCACUAGGCCGUAAGUAGUUCAAUUGAUGAAUGUAUAUUUAGCGAAGAUGCCUCCCGGGAAUGGUAGCGAUUUUACAGAAGGCGCAAAACGUGUUUCUUCCUCCCAGUAUUAGCUGCAUGGGUGGGUUGUUUUGAGAAAGGAUGAAGCAAAAAAAAAUAAAAAGAAAAACACAAACUGGCAAUCAUAGCGCGAGGCUGUACAUAGUUCGGGAAGCGUGCGGGUGAGAAUCGAAAAAAAAAAAACAAAUAACUAGCAUAAGCUGCUCCUCGAUUGCGCGGCUGGGCUCAUUUUGUACUGUGCAUGUGC
Messenger RNA from Anopheles nili, 1844 nucleotides. RefSeq lists its product as uncharacterized. The record is from RefSeq and is a predicted model, not a curated record. Bases 1 to 987 code for a protein of 328 amino acids. The transcript has 7 exons. Lineage: Eukaryota; Metazoa; Arthropoda; Insecta; Diptera; Culicidae.